Messenger RNA from Larimichthys crocea (large yellow croaker), 1563 nucleotides. Its product is annotated as myelin-associated glycoprotein-like. Lineage: Eukaryota; Metazoa; Chordata; Actinopteri; Sciaenidae. The record is from RefSeq and is a predicted model, not a curated record. The transcript has 9 exons. The coding region runs from base 202 to 1125 and encodes 307 amino acids.
UACUGCUACUGCCCCCAAAACAUCUGCUUUCACUUCACCCACACAAAGACGCUAAAACACAGUCACUUCGGUUUGUGGUUUUUGCUGUUGCCUGUACAUAUCUUUGCAAUUAAAGAGCUUCAGGAGGUGUUCUUAGUAGAAACCGGCAGCUCAGAUUAAUAACUUCAUCAGUGCAUUACACCAGCAAUACAUCUGAGAAGUAUGGACAAAGAGAGAAAGAUGGUGAUAUCCUGUCUGCUCUUGGCAGCUAUUAGCAGCCUCGUGUUUGGUGGAGAAUGGACGGCCAGUGUUGUCAAAGACCUUGACGCCCUGGUUUCAUCCUGCAUUGUGAUACCCUGUUCGUUCACCCAUCCCAAUGAAAAACAGCCCACCUCCAAGAUUAGAGCGAUCUGGCAUCUUAAAAGCGAUAGGAAUCAACGCAUUUAUUUUGAGGACCAAACGCAGGUUUUGGAUAGUUUUAAGGGCCGGACAAAGUUGUUGGGGCAGCUGGGUCAGAACAACUGUACCUUAGAAAUUACUGACAUUAGAGAUCAUGACAAUGGCCCUUUCUGUUUCCGUGUUGAAUUGGUUGAUGCACCUCCCAAGGAAAAGUUCUCCUUCAUUGAGGAUUGUGUCAGGUUGAAUAUGCUCUCUGAUGCUCCAAAACCUGUACUCAGUGACCCUAAAUCAGCCACUCAAGAUCGCCCUUACAGUCUCACCUGUUCAGUUACCCACACCUGUCCCUCCCAUGCUCCUAAACUGAAAUGGAGUAGGAGCACCGCAGAUGAUGAUGUCACUGAGGUCCACAGACAACUUCCUAUUGGCUUAUGGGAGGUACACUCGACCCUGACGUUCAUUCCUGGGGAGAAGGAUGACCACAGUGAGAUCACCUGCACAGCAGAAUUUCACGGAAAAGAACGGAGGACGUCCUCUUCAACAAUGACACUCUACAUAAAACGUAGAGAAAACUAUAACCACAUCAUCAUUCCGACAGUGGUGGGACUUGGUACUGCUGUGAUCUUUGCGUUCUUCUGCAUUUUCAUGGUGAAAAAGUACAAGCAACAAAUUGCAGAACUCCAAAGUCAAGAAGGCAGUGUUUGGAACCGGCUUUCCAGACUGUCUCGCAGGAACCAAACAGAACAUUGAGAAGAAAAAAAAAACGCCUUCACUGAAAUAUGUCAUCAAAGAAACCAGAAGUCUGUUGACUAUCACGGUCUGCCACAGCUAAUGGAGGCCUCUCUCUCACUCUUUGGUUGAUCAGCUUGCUUUCAUGUUAUUCAUAUAUUGGCUUAAGGAAAAUGAGAUACGCUUAAUAGCAACUUUAAAAAAUCACACAAUAAAAAGAAAUAAAAAGAAAACACCUUUAAACAACGCAUGAAUAUUUUAGAUGUCUAAUUUCAUGAAAAGAACAUUUUGUACUGUAAUCUGAUUUAGAAAAGAGUAAAGAAGUGUCUAAUUAUUGUUUGCUUGUUUUAUUUUGUUUAAUUUGCAUAUUUUAUUAUCUGUUUAGUAUCAUCUCUGCUGUGUCUGUACACUGUGUGAAAAUCUUAAUAAAGAAACAUUGACUGAUGUGGCUAAUUAUCA